UCCACCUGACUCCCCAUAGAGGGAAGGGUCCUGGGGAAGAUGCAAUGGGCACAUCUCUGCAGGGCAUCACAGCACAGCAAGCCCUGGGACUGACCCUGAGGUGCAGGAAGGAGCCGUUCAAGCUGCCAGAGGGGAUUUGCCCAGAGCUGGAAACGAGACUCAGCAUCCUGUCUGGACAAACGCUAGCUCUACAGGAGAUUUUGAGGAAGUUUCAAGAGACUCUGCCGUCCACCUUGGAGAAGGGCAAAAGGGUACCAAAGGCGACGGUGACUCUGGAUCCGGACGCGGCAAAUCCCUACCUCGUCCUGUCUGUGGAUCGGAGAAGUGUGAGAUGGACAAACAAACGGCAGCCUGUGCCCGACAAUCCUGAGAGAUUUGAUGUGGACUCAUGUGUGCUGGGCCGGGAGAGAUUCACCUCUGGGAGACACUGCUGGGAGGCAGAGGUGGGGCAGAGGGACUGGGCCCUGGGGGUCACCAGAGAGUCUGUGAGGAGGAAGGGAGGGAUCAGAUUUAGCCCCAAGGAGGGGAUCUGGGCAGUGCAGUGCUGGGGGGAUCAGGUCUGGGCUCUCACGGCCCCUGCUCCCACCCGCCUGUCCCUGCGCCGGGUGCCCAGGAGGGUGCGGGUCUGUCUGGACUGUGCGGGGGGGCAGGUGUCGUUUCUCGAUGCUGACACCGAGGCCCCGAUCUUCACCUUCCCGCCGGCCUCCUUCGCUGGGGACAGAAUCCGGCCCUGGUUCUCGCUUUGGGCGACGGGGCCUGGGUCCGAGCUGAGACUGUGCCAUUGAGUGAUGGGGAACAGCCGGGGAACGGACCCCCCACGUGGGGAAAGGGGCUGAUCUGGCUUCCUAUUCUCUACGACCCCGGAGUAGUCCCAACUACCCACCCCCGUCCCCUCCUCUCUGCCCCGGGAGCUGCCCAUGUGAAAGAUGCCGACAAGCCCAUCCCGUUGCACUGACCCAUCAGUCCCGGCACUCGUUAGCCCUGGGGGAGUCGAGCGCGGCCACCAGCACGGACCCUUGAGGACGCCGCCCCAGCGAUGACUUUGAAACUCGUGCUGAGCUUGGGCCUGCUCACAAAAGUGAAAAUACAGAGUACGGAUGCUAACUGCAUGUUGCAAGAGGAUGCGAGGUCAUGGCGAGGCCAUCCGAGAAGGGAUAAUGAAGUAUCUCCUCAGCUCAUCUUGCUCUAUUUAGGGUGAUUUCAGGCAGACUCCUUGCUGUCUGGUGUGUAACCAUAUGAGAUGUCUAUCCUUGAUUAAUUAGUAUGGUAAAUAUUUCUUUUGCAAUUAGCUCAUGUUUAUGUGCAGGAAGAGACAUUCCCCGUAUGUGGUAGAUGUCUCCUCCUGAUUCAGUGUGUUUUUCCUGGCUGUUAAUCAGUUUCUUGAUAUGUUUCAAACCGGAUCAUCUCUUGUUACCGAAGAAGGUAACUCUUUCACAUUAGAAAGUUCUGACAACCAGUGAUGAGCAGGAUAAGUAACAGUUUUUUCCCGUCAAUUAUUGCUUCGGACUCUCUUGAUUUGCACAACCAAAAGAAUGUUUGAAGAUGCUAAACUAAGGGGAGAAAAAGGCAG
Alligator sinensis (Chinese alligator) is the source of this 1570-nucleotide messenger RNA. Its product is annotated as E3 ubiquitin-protein ligase TRIM7-like. NCBI's taxonomy places the organism in Eukaryota, Metazoa, Chordata, Crocodylia, Alligatoridae. The transcript is spliced from 4 exons. The record is from RefSeq and is a predicted model, not a curated record. Bases 45 to 785 code for a protein of 246 amino acids. Gene Ontology annotation, molecular function: protein binding.